Molecule: messenger RNA, 1035 nt
Organism: Adineta ricciae
Lineage: Eukaryota; Metazoa; Rotifera; Eurotatoria; Adinetida; Adinetidae
Source: the annotation of a GenBank genome assembly
AUGCAAGGUAACUUCACUAUGAAAUCGAUUAUUCAUCUUACUCUCUUGUUUCUUCUGAAUGCUCAAGCAUUCAAUGCAAAUCAUCAGCAAGAUCAAUGCGAUAAUUUAUGUGCAAUUGAGAUCAAUGAAAUUGACAUGUCCAAAUUUCUCAGUGGUACAGAUGAAGAAAAGAAACACAUCGCAGCACUAUUUGAUCGAACUUUUCAUGAACAAGGUGUUACCCGUUUAAUCAAUAACAACAUCACAUCAGAACUAAUGGCCAAAGCCAAGGAAUUUUUUGCGUUAGAUUUAGAAACAAAAAUGAAAUAUAACAUCGAUCGUCACGAUAUUACUACAUCAGGAUACAAGCCGUUAGGGUUUGAAACGGUUGCCAACUAUAAAAACGAGAAGCAAACGGCAUCAACUGAUUCUACUGAAGCUUUUUUCACAUAUUUCAAAUCGCAACCCAAACAGCUCAAUUUUCCAGCCGAUAAAUUACCUGAGCAAUUUAGUGAAAUUAUACCAGAGUAUAUCUUCAAAUCACGACAAUUAAUAGCAUUAGUUCAUCGUAUUGUCGACAUGGCUUUAGGAUUGGAUGAAAAUACACUGGAUCGCAAUUAUACGAACGAUGACGCUCUGUUCAGUUCGCGACUAACUCGAUAUUUACCAACGGAAGAUGAGCAUGGAUUGGCAUUCGGCGAACAUCAAGAUUAUCUUGGAUUUACUUUGUUACAAAACGAUGAUGUGCCUGGAUUGGAAGUGAAUAUCGACGGCAGAUGGUUUCGUGUGGAUUCUAAGCCGAAUACUCUUAUAUUAUUGGGUGGCGAGCUGAUUCAGAGAUGGACGAAUAAUUAUUGGAUAUCGAUACUACAUCGCGUUAGUGCAGUGAAACAGCUACGAUUUUCAGUCUUGUUCUUUACUGGACCAGAUGUAAAUACAGUUAUUGAAACAUUACCAUGUGAAAAAUGUCUGCGAACAUCGUCAAAAUAUACUCCUGUUAGUGUAUCUGAACAUUUAAAACGAAAACAGGAGGCUACAUUACAAAAAGACCGUUAG